CUGAGUGAUUUUUCUCGGAGAGCCAAGGACUAAUUUGCCUGGACAAACGCAGUGAUGUCUCAGCAAGGCGCCAAAGGCUUUUCCAAAGGGUCUUCCCAGGGCUCCGCCCCCUGCUCCGCCCCGACGCCCGCCCCCGCGCCCUCCUCCUCCUGCUGUAGCCGCGGCUGCUGCGGGGGCGGUGGCUGUGGCUGCGGUGGUGACUCCGGCUGCUGUGGCUCCAGUUCCACCGGCUGCUGCUGCUUUCCCCGGCGCCGCCGGCAGCGCGGUGGCGGCUGCUGCUGCUGCAGAGGAAGCCAAAGGUCCCAACGCUCCUGCAACAACCAGAGCUCAGGCUGCUGCGGUGGCUGCUGA
This is a messenger RNA of Psammomys obesus (fat sand rat), 351 nucleotides long. It is a transcript of the gene Crct1, whose product is annotated as cysteine rich C-terminal 1. NCBI's taxonomy places the organism in Eukaryota, Metazoa, Chordata, Mammalia, Rodentia, Muridae. The transcript has 2 exons. The record is from RefSeq and is a predicted model, not a curated record. Bases 55 to 351 code for a protein of 98 amino acids.